GCAACGGUGGCAACAAGUGAAAUAAUACCACAAGUGAAUUAUUAUUUCAAUAACAAUGCGCAUUGUUAAUUCCUUUGUAUUAGAAUUGCGUGAGUAUAAAGGAAUAAGCAUUGUGACGCGAAUAAAAUUUGAUAAUUCAGCAACUAGUGAGAAUCUCAAUGAAUUGAAGGGCUACCAUGGGUUGACCAAAGAACAUUGGCAAAACUUGGAUACAGAGUUGGCAAAGCUAUUUUAUAAUUUUUCAGAUGAGGCACUAAAAGAUUGUCAAUUCAGAGAAAAAGUACUGAAACUUGACGAAUAUCGGGUUGAGAUCACAAUUUCGUCAAUAUCUAUGAAAGCUCUUUUGGCUUGCUUGGGUCAUGCCACGUUUGAAAAUAAAACUAAAACAAUAGCAUUGGACUUGUUUAUUCGGCGUCGAGAAAAAGUGAAGAAAGCAUCGCGGCGUCUAAAGAUGUUAGUUUCUCCAACUUGUAGCGCUGCUGCUGAAUUAGAGUAUUGUCCUCAACCUGUUUCAAACGUAAGCCCGUGUAUUGAAUCUAAUUGCUUGCUUUAUGUGCCAUCUAAGAUUGAAAAUAAAGCAUCGAAUUCAAAUCCAGUAAAUAUAGAUUUAGAUGACGAAGAACGUUACUCACCUGAAUUGAAGAAAGAAUACCACUUGCCAGUAUAUAAACCUAUGCCCAUUAAAAAGGACUCCAACCAAUUACCUUACACGAGCAAGAAAAAACAAAAGAUGAAUAUUGUUAUGAAUAAAUUAGAUACGGCUGGAAAUAAUCUAUUAAUUGAUAACCAAAUCGCCACGCAUCAUAUAUUGGUUACUGAAGAAAAUAAUUUUUUCAUGUUAAAAGAGAAUUUAAAUGCUUCAAAACAUCAAAAUUGUCAGCCGGACAACAAUCAGCUCAGAUAUAUACAAUCGCAGAAAGAUGUGCUAAAAUCACAACGGAUUGAAUUAGACAAGAGAGAUAAUGAGAGUCAAGAAGAAGAUUUGAGUAAACGAAAGAAAUAUACUAGCCUAAAAAAACGUGAAGAUACUAAUCAGGUUUUAAAAACAGAUUGUAUUGAAAAAGGGAGGGCAGUUUCCAAAACCAUGAAGGAAAUUUUCGGAUCUGAACCAGAAAGCGACGAGUCUUAAAAACUCAUUGAAAUAAGUCGAAAACUUAGAAAAUGCUACACAAAUGAAAUCGUUGUAGAAUGAGUUCACCGAGGAGCUGUUAUAAUUUGCUCUAGUGUAAAGGAAAGACUUAAGUAGCAGCAACAUAUACGCAUCUAUCUGCAGUCAAGUCUAAAAAGCUUUACUGUUUACUGAAUCAAUAUCGUCAUAUUAUUGUCGAAGCAAAUAA
This is a messenger RNA of Ceratitis capitata (Mediterranean fruit fly), 1337 nucleotides long. RefSeq lists its product as uncharacterized. NCBI's taxonomy places the organism in Eukaryota, Metazoa, Arthropoda, Insecta, Diptera, Tephritidae. The transcript has 3 exons. Bases 56 to 1129 code for a protein of 357 amino acids. The record is from RefSeq and is a predicted model, not a curated record.